Molecule: messenger RNA, 2358 nt
Organism: Australozyma saopauloensis
Lineage: Eukaryota; Fungi; Ascomycota; Pichiomycetes; Serinales; Metschnikowiaceae
Exons: 1
Coding region: 1-2358 (785 amino acids)
Biological process (GO): lipid metabolic process
Molecular function (GO): triacylglycerol lipase activity
Source: RefSeq, a predicted model, not a curated record
AUGACCGAGGCUCCCUAUGUACCGCUAUAUGACGAAAACCACGACUACAUAAACGAAGACCAUAUCCAUGAAUUCUCGAAGGCCCUCAUCUGGGAUGAAGACGAUCUGGAACUCCCGAGCGGAUAUUCCACUGGAUACCUGCUGCCCAAGCUGCCGGCGGCGCUGAGUUUAGCCAAUGGGGACGAGGUUGCCGAGAACGAAGCCGAGGUCUUGGAAAGAGCAAACCUCCAAUUGAACUCGGCUGUAUUGUCGCCAGUCGAAGUUCCAAGCGAACAUAGAUAUUCCGAGGAUGGAAAUGCUGCAUUACCCGUUAGACCACAUAAAAUCACCUCCAAAAGCGACUGGUUUCCUUUGGGAAAGGAAUCGGAGGUGGAGAUAAAGAGUAAGAGUAAGAGCAGCGCUCGGAAGCUGUCAUCGGCCAAGGUGCUGACCACCGAGAAGCUCAGCAACGAAUUCAGACUGUCGCUGUCGUACUUUUUCUUCCGCUGGCCGCUUCUACUUUUGGUUGGACUCUGGGUCUCAUUCCUAGCCUUGGUGUAUGUCUUUGUGCGGGCCUACGUGGCUCUCCUGGAAUAUUUGUUCACAUGGACAGGCGAGCGGAAAAGACUCCGUGAUAAACUACGUCAAUGUAAAACAUACGAUGAAUGGGUUGAGAAUGCCAUCAUUUUAGACAAGUUCCUAGGACUUGACAAAUGGUCCGAGAUCCCAUCGUUCUCCUACUACGAUCACAAAACCAUCCAGAAGACCAUUCGUAGAUUGCGCAGUCUUAGAAUUCAAAACAAUGUUCCAGACCUUAUGGUGUUUUUGCAGGGCUGCCUCAAGAAAAACUUUGCUGGCAUUGAAAAUAGACAACUCUAUUCCCACCGCUACUACGGCACCAAAAAUCUUGUCAAUGACUAUAUUGAGGAAGUUGUCAAAUGCAUAGACUGCGUCGCAGACUCAAAGGACCAGGUAUCACCAAAGACGAAGAAAAAGUUCUUCAAGACUGUGCUGAAGAACUACGGAAAGUCUGCCUUAUGUCUUAGUGGAGGCGCUUGUUUUGCAUACACUCAUUUUGGAAUCGUUAAAGCGCUCUUAGACAACGACCUUCUUCCCAGCAUCAUCUCGGGCACCUCUGGAGGUGGUCUCAUUGCCGCCUUAGCUUGUACUCGCACAGAUGAGGAAUUAAAGAAACUCUUGGUUCCUCAGCUAGCACGCAAAAUCACAGCAUGCGAGGACCCAUGGCAUGUGUGGCUACCUAGGUUUUGGCGGACAGGAGCAAGGUUCGAUGCUGUUUCAUGGGCACGUAAGUCCAAUUUCUUCACAAAGGGCUCAACUACUUUCAAGGAAGCAUAUAAACUCACAGGACGCAAACUCAAUAUUUCAACGAUCCCCGCUGAACCUUAUUCACCUGUUAUUUUGUGCAACACUGUCACUUCGCCAGACUGUAUCAUUUGGUCAUCACUUUUGGCCACCUCAGCCGUUCCUUAUAUUCUCAAUCCUGUAGUUCUCAUGAUGAAGGAUAGAAGGACAGACCGCGCUGUUCCAUUUAGUUUGGGAAACAAGUGGCGCGACGGAUCUCUUCGUACAGAUAUCCCUGUCGACGCUUUGAACACAUACUACAAUGUCAACUUUUCAAUUGUAUCGCAGGUCAAUCCCCAUAUUUCUUUGUUCUUCUAUGCGCCAAAAGGAACCGUGGGGCGGCCCGUAGCAGCUGCUCGGAGAAAAAUACGCAAACAUGAAUUUGCUUCGUUAAGAGGUGGGUUUGUGGCUACCGCUUUAGAACACUUGAUUAAGCUUGAAAUCAAAAAGUGGUUGCAGGUCAUUAAACUUUUGGAUCUCUUACCUCGUUGGCUGGCUCAAGAUUGGCUGAGCGUCUUUUUGCAAAAGUUCACUGGUACAAUAACUAUUUGGCCACGUAAUCGAUUCAAAGAUUUCUUGUAUAUUCUUCUGGACCCCAAUGAAGAGCGGAUGGCGGAGUAUCUUGAGAAAGGACAGCGCAGUGUUUUUCCUAAGAUCCUGUUCAUAAAGCAUAGACUCAGCAUAGAACGUGCGAUUGAUAGAGGUCGCGAGAUAAGCAAGAAAGAAACAAAGAUGGACGCUUUCUCAGCAACGAAUGCUGCCAUCAAGUCCUUGGAGCUGACACCAUCACCUGUUUUAUCGGAUGAGACAAUGGCACCAAUCAUUGGAAGCAUUGACAGAAUCAACGAUAUACUCGCUGACAGUUCGGAAUCUUCCGAUGAUGGUGAUUUUGGCCGGUUUUCGGACCAGUCAAUCGACCGAGGGCUCAUCGUCAGCACAGAUGAUGUUGACUCUGAAGGCAGUGACCAAGAAGAGUCUGACUAUGAGGGCAAGCCGCGCAGAAACACUAUUUUUUAA